GAUUUUGGCUUCAGAUAAAUGUUGUUUUUUCCCCCAUGGCCAAGAUGGGGGUUCUGUGGAGCUCGUUUAUAUAGCAAAGCAGAAUGAGGAAAUGUGCUGUGCCUAAAUGCUGCAUAUUUUGUGAUUAAUCUGUGAAUGAAGAAACUUUUCCAAAACCCUGUUCUUAUUUCCCUUUUCAGAAGAGGGUUUUAGAUAUUUUAUGUAAAUGUAUGAGGAGAAAGUUUGUAGUUUAAUAGCUUCACUUCUUAUUUGCAACAUGGCAGCAGCAGAAGACCGCCCACCGACAUACCCUUGGCUUAAAGACAAGGUUUUGGGGACUGGCGGAUUUGGUACAGUGACACUAUGGCGUCACAACGAUACUGGAGAAACUAUUGCCCUGAAAAAAUGCCGCUGGGGAACACCAGGAACUGGCACAGAAAAUAUCCUAACCCCAAAGCAUGUUGAACGCUGGGAAAAGGAAGUGGAGAUCAUGAAUCGCUUAAAUCAUCAAGCGGUUGUGAGAUGCUUCCCAGUUCCUGAUGAACUAACUGGGCCUCAAGGAGAUCUUCCCAUGCUUUGUAUGGAAUACUGUAGUGGUGGUGACCUUCGCAAGGUUUUAAAUAAGCCAGAGAAUUGCUGUGGUUUACGAGAAGCUGCUGUCCGUUCCUGCAUAAGAGAUAUGACUGAAGCUGUGGCCUACCUUCACUCUAUGCGUAUCAUUCACCGAGAUCUGAAACCUGAGAACAUUGUUCUACAGGAUGUUGAUGGGAAAACGGUCUACAAACUUAUUGACCUUGGAUAUGCGAAAGAAUUAGAACAAAGCAGUGUCUGCACCUCCUUUGUUGGCACGCUCCAGUACUUGGCUCCAGAACUGUUCCUCAGCAAACGAUACACUUGUACUGUUGACUACUGGAGUCUAGGUCUUGUUACACAUGAAAUUAUUACAGGAAUUCGUCCCUUCCUCCCAAAUAUGACUCCAGUUGAAUGGAUGAAGCGUGUACGCACAAAACAGUCCCAUCAUGUAUGUGUAUAUGAAGGUCGCAAUGGAGAUAUUCAGUUCAGUUCCCACAUGUUUCCAGAGUGUCAUAUCUCACAGCCUCUGAGAACAAGAAUAGAGGAAUGGUUGCGCAUCAUGCUGGAGUGGGACCCUGUGUUGAGGGGCCAGGUGCUGGAGGAGGAUAGCACGAAGCAGUUUGUGGCAUUCAACAUGAUCAAUGACAUUUUAAACAAGAAGAUGAUUAAAGUGUUUGUAGUGGACUUGUGUCGCCUGCUGGAAUAUGAAGUGACAGAGUCCACAUCCCUGUCUGAGGUGCAACAGUGGGUUGCACGUGACAGUGGUGUGCUGGUGGAUGACCAAAGGCCCCUACUCCCACGUGGGCAGCCCCCUGACCCCACGAGGCUUGCCAUCCAGUGCUGGGCCCCUCCGGAUGAAGAUGAAUGGUUGUUGUAUAUCUUUGCUGAGGGCAUGACUCGACCACAGGUGCCACCACACUUUCCACCCUUAGUAGAGGCAAUGUUAAGAGAACCCAGAACGGCAGUCGAAUACCAGACACAGCGUAGAAUGUGGGCACAUGCAGUGUUCUUCCUUCAUCGGGAAGCCCGUCUCCUUACCCUGUUAACACAAGCGCAAAAGGUCUCAAUGCUUCAUCUAAUGUCUGGCCAUGCUCAGUUAACCAAAACCGGCCAGAGAAUGCUUAGUGACAUCGCAAAACUUCAGGCCCGUCACCAUCUCUUCAUGGAGGCGCUCAACACAGACCUCGACUACUAUGAUGAGCAGGCUUCUUCGGGACGCCUUACCUCAGAGAAGCUAUACAGCGGCUGGAGAGAAAUGGGAGAGGUAACUCUAAGACAAGUGCAUGCUGUGGUGGAACGCGUGCAGCAACUAGAAGGCUCACUCACUGCCUUAAACACUCGCAUCCUGGAACUACAGUGUUCACCAUUUGCCCGAGCAAGAGCUAUUGAUUCUCUAGAUUCUGUAUUAACAGCUGGAGAAGACCAUUAUUGUAAUCUGAGAAGAAGGAAUAAAGAGCAGCGUGCUACACCACAUGAUAAUACAGACAUGUGCAAGUUGCUCCUACAAGCUUUGAGAAAAAGGGACAGAUUGCAACAAGAUCUUUAUAAACACGUAGAGAAACAGAGUGAAUGUUGCAGUGAAGUAGCUGCUCUCUCUUCACCAUUAGAAGCUGUUUUGCAAGAUGCAGCAAGAACCGCACAACACAUAUCUUCACUUCAGAAGCAACGCCAGAAGGACAUUUGGAAGAUCAUGGAAAUUGCAAUCAACCACAGCCGUACUGGUGGGACAGCAGCUGGAAUGGCCCAGGCACCCCAGCCCAUUCCUAAUGCUUCGCAGUUGCCAAAGAAACCCCCGUCACCAGCAGUCUUGAGCUCACUCAAUAAUUUGCUUGAAAAGUCAAAGAAGGAAUCAGAUGCCAUUAUAGCUGAAAAUCGUGCUCUUCGUUGCCAGAUGGUUGAGAUGCUCUCAGGAAACGUAAACUCCAACCUCGUGAUAGGCGCGGCCAGGUCUCCGACUGCCCUGAGCCCUCCAGUCACAGCAGAUGGCCUCAUGCUGCCACCAACCUUGCCCGAGAAGAGGACCCCUUCCCCAACCAGUCAAGCAGCAAUGAAUAAGAAGGCAGUUGAAACUUCUUUGUAGUCUUCUGCUGAUACGUUAUGGAAAAUUUUAAAUAUUUAUUUUAUAUUCUGUAGGUAUCUCAGUUAUUGAACCAGCUUACUGACUAGAAAACUGAUGAUAAUGAGGAUUAUCUGCUUAAUGUAAAGUAGGAAAAAUUGUGUCCAGUAUGGAGAUAUAUCACCAUAAAUCUUGUACCAUAUAAUUUAUUUACAAUAUAUUCUACAUAUACAGUUUAUCAAUUAUGUAAUUAUAUUGUUAUAUGAAAUAUCAUAGCAGAGAUUUAUAUGCAGCAGGAACUGCUUUAUUAUGUCAUUUGAACUUCUGUGGAAAUUAGAGGCGCACACAAACAGGUACACACACACACACAGACACACACACAGACACACAGACACACACACACACACACACGCACUUGCUCGCUCACUCACUCACUCUAUUAUGAGAAUGAUCAGAUAACUAGUCUGCUCUAGAAAAAGAUAGUGACUUUUUAUGAUGGAUAAUUUUAAAUAGCUAAUGUGUGAUAUGUGCUUCACAUUUUGGGCAGUUUUUUUCUUUUUCUUUUUUUCUUUUUUACUUUUCUCCUUUUUUCUUCCACAUUCAUUAUUGCUGUAGAAAUAUUCCAGACAAGAUUGGGGAUUGCUAGGCAUUCAACUGUAUGUGACUCAGCUUAGAGUGUUCUUGCUGGCUUUGUAUGAAAUUUAGCAGUUCUUAUGUUCAGGAAUGUUUCUUUUCCAUACAGGAGAAUAAAGGUCAGUUUGAUCUUUUAUGAAUAUCCAUUAUAAAAUUAAUAAAUGAUGGUAAUGCUUUAUAUUGCUGAUGAAGGUACAGUUUCAUUGAAUGUUUCUAGCUUUUCUUCACUAACCCAUAGAUGGACUUGCCCGCUGAAUCUUUAAUAAAACAGAGAAAAAGCAAUUUAAAACAUACAGUUCCACUUGUGAUUCUUUUAGCCACAAAGGUGAAAUUUAGUUCAAAUACAUGUGACAUACAGUAUAUGCAUUUCUUUGUAUCAAAAUUACAGUGUUUUCUACACAUCAGCAUACCUUAAUGGAGAUGUAGUCCUAGUUAUUGACUGUUUAAUCCGAUAUUUUUUUUCAACUCUUAAUUCAAAAGUUGCAUUUGCAUUGAUCUGAGAAUCUAUGUCACAUAAACAGCAGAAAGUGCCUUUCUAAAAGUAUUUAUUUAGGAAAUGAUAAUAUCAUGAGUUUAUAAAAAAAAAUGAGAGAAAAACUUCAAUGAAAGUUGCAGUCAGAAAGUAGAAGCUCAAUUAUUGUGUUCUAUUUUAUUUAUUUACCUACAAAGGUGCAUAAUAAGUAGGUGCCAAUUUGUUUCUCCUGCUUGUAUUUCCUCUAUUUUAAAGCCAAUUUGUGCAUGUAUGUCUGUGUACUUGAUUGUGUGUUUGAGUGCACCAGUGUACUUGAUUGUGUGUUUGAGUGCACCAUUGUAUUUGUACAUGUUAUUGAUGUGAAGAAUGAGAAUAAAUGUCUGCACAGAGCAAGCAAUGUAUUUAACUAGCUUGGACUAUGUUUUCAUCAGUAAUAUAGUCGACACCAGUCAAAUACAUCUCUUGUGCUGUGAAGGUAUUAAUUCUCAUUCAUAACCUCUACAUUUGUUGCAAUGAACACUAUUAAUUGUGUGGAUGUGUUUAUAUGCAUGCACAUAUUUGUGUGUGCAAUUGCAUAUAUGUGUGUGUUUGACAGAUUUGCAAAUGAAAGGACUUCAUUACCAGGUCACUCCAUACUUAAAAUAGUUUUGUACUGAUAUUUUUAAAAUGUUUCUUUUGUCACAAAUGAUCUGUAAUGCAAUUAUACAUCACUAUAUUAUACUUCUAAGUUUACAUUUCAGUUUCAUUGGUAUAUGUGUAGCAAAAGGACUGACACUUAUGUUCUCUUCCUAAUACAGUAGGAUAUGUGAUAAUUCUAAACAUGUAGAUCAUAUGCAUGUGGUAGAAUUUUACUUUAGAUUAUUAUUGUUUUGCAUACAAUUUUAACUAGCUGAUAUUAUAUUGUGGAUAGUUAAUAAUGACCAUUUUUGUUUGGUGUCUGUGAUACCAAGUGUUCAGUAACAUUAUAGUAACAUAAUACAGGUGCUUGUGCAAGAACAACUUUACCUAGUCUUGAAUAUGAUGUAGGGGAUGUAAAUUCACAACUUUUUCUUAAUUAAUCAAAAAUUAACACUUUCACAUGCACACACCCAUUUCUGAUGAAAUUAGAAAAAUGUGUCAUUAUAUAAUAAUGUUCAGCAUAUAUGGCGUGUAAGUAGCUUGAAAUUAAGCCUGUUUUGCCAUAUCUUUUUUAUUGUUAAAAUAUGUAAAUUAUUUCAUUAAUGUGACAAAAAAGUCAGUUCACAGGUUCUGUUAAUGUACAUCAUGGAAACAUGGGGUAGAACCACAGUGGUACAUGUAAAUAUAGAUACUUAUAUAUGAAUUGUGACUGUAUACUUGAGUAUGGAACAUACAUUCUCAAGAACAAUUUCUUUGGGUAAUAAUUAAAGUCCUUGUCAUAAGUUCUCCUUAUACUGUACAUGGUCAUGCAUAUACUUCUUAUAAGUCUAUCCUUUUUGAACUGGCCAGGAUAUUGUUGCCAAUGCCUGAGCUGUUUUUUUUUUUUUUUUUUU
Penaeus chinensis is the source of this 5224-nucleotide messenger RNA. It is a transcript of the gene IKKbeta, whose product is annotated as inhibitor of nuclear factor kappa-B kinase subunit alpha-like. Gene Ontology annotation, biological process: peptidyl-serine phosphorylation; tumor necrosis factor-mediated signaling pathway; positive regulation of transcription by RNA polymerase II. Bases 206 to 2632 code for a protein of 808 amino acids. NCBI's taxonomy places the organism in Eukaryota, Metazoa, Arthropoda, Malacostraca, Decapoda, Penaeidae. Gene Ontology annotation, molecular function: ATP binding; IkappaB kinase activity. Gene Ontology annotation, cellular component: cytoplasm; IkappaB kinase complex. The transcript is spliced from 15 exons. The record is from RefSeq and is a predicted model, not a curated record.